AUGUCCGAAGCUGAUAGGAUAAAUCCAACAAAUGCCACCUCUCCCGCAAUAGCGUCCCUCCGAUCAGAUUGUAAUGCCGCCUCGAUAAUCAAUCUCAAGGAGAUGUCGGCAGAUCUACCUCCCUUAGAUCCCACCUCAAUCCGCGGUUCUGGUCGCGUCGCGAAUGCUUCCGCAACUGACGCCGCCGCAAACGCCUCCGCAGACGCAACGAGCCCCGCGACCGACGCCGCCGCCAGUGGCGACGCAGAUGGUGCCGCAAUCGGCGGCGCCACAGCAUCGGAAGGUCCUAUCAUGGAGCCUGAUUCGGACGAGCGCGUGUGGCGCAAGGUGCCGUUGGCGCAAGGAGACUCGGACCCCCAUGUGUGGCGCAAGGUGCUGUACCUGCGGCAGCCGUUCGACGACACGCACACGGACCCGCGCACCUUCCUCGCCGACAUGCGCACCAACGCCGGCGUCGUCAAGCCGCGCUACUGGUCGCUCGUACGGGACUCCUCCGUGCUCACGCUGCAGGUACGCCUCUCUCUCCGCUCCAGUGCCCAUGUAGCUUUCAGAACUCUCACCGCCGCAAGUAGCUUUCAGAACUCUCACCGCCUCUCUAACCCGUGCUAUUGUCCGCACGGGGACAUUUUUCUGUUUCUGUUGUCCUCCCAUGUUCCUCCCUCCUCUCCGCCCUGGUCGCCGAUCCUGGUCGCCGAUCCUGGUCGCCGAUCCUGGUCGCCGAUCCUGGUCGCCGAUCCUGGUGGCCGCCACCCAAGCCGCCACCCAAGCAUGUCUACCCCUUCUUUGACUCGCACCACCUCUCCGCCCGUGCUGUUUUCCUCUCCGCCCGUGCUGUUUUCCUCUCCGCCCGUGCUGUUUUCCUCUCCGCCCGUGCUGUUUUCCUCUCCGCCCGUGCUGUUUUCCUCUCCGCCCGUGCUGUUUUCCUCUCCGCCCGUGCUGUUUUCCUCUCCGCCCGUGCUGUUUUCCUCUCCGCCCGUGCUGUUUUCCUCUCCGCCCGUGCUGUUUUCCUCUCCGCCCGUGCUGUUUUCCUCUCUCGCCCGUGCUGUUUUCCUCUCCGCCCGUGCUGUUUUCCUCUCCGCCCGUGCUGUUUUCCUCUCCGCCCGUGCUGUUUUCCUCUCCGCCCGUGCUGUUUUCCUCCUCAUCCACCUCACAUGCUCCUCGUCUCCGCCCUCACGGUCGUCUAUGUCUUCCUCGACUCGCAUUGCCUCUCCACUCGGACGCUCUUCCUGCUCGAUUCACUCGCACAUUACACAUACCCACUGUCUUCCACCCACACCACCCCCCCUCCUUUCUCGCCUCCCGCCUCCAUCCGAUUCCCAGACGUUCCUCGUAUCAGCCCUAGUCGUCGUCUAUUUCUUCCUCGACUUGCAUCGCCUCUCCACUCGGACGCUCUUCCUGCGCGAUUCACUCUCACAUUACACAUACCCACUGCCCUCCACCCACACCACCCCCCCUCCUUUCUCGCCUCCCGCCUCCAUCCAAUUCCCAGAUGUUCCUAGUAUCCGCUCUGGUGGUCGUCUAUUUCUUCCUCGACUCGCACCGUCUCUCUGCCCGCACUCUCUUCCUGCUCGACUCGCUCUCCCUCGCUGCCGGUGUGCUGCUCUCCUCCCUCGCCUCCCUGCACCUGCAGCGCCACACACCAAGGGGAAAUGGUCUUCCCAUUCUCACAUGCUCCUCCCAUUUCCCGCCCAUCCCUCCUCCCAUUUUCAGAUGUUCCUCGUAUCUGCCCUGAUGGUCGUCUAUUUCUUCCUGGAUUCCCACCGCCUCUCCGCCCGCACUCUCUUCCUGCUCGACUCGCUCUCCCUCGCUGCCGGUGUGCUGCUCUCCUCCCUCGCCUCCCUGCGCUUACAGCGACACAAACGCCUGCGGCAGCACUUGAAGGGGGAGCAGAUGAAGCAGCAGCAGCAGCUGAAAGGAGGAAUGUUCCCCCCAUUCUCACCUGUUCCUCCCAUUUCCCUCCCCAUUCCUCUCAUCCCCAGAUGUUCCUCAUGUUCCUCGUAUCAGCCCUGGUGGUCGUCUAUUUCUUCCUCGACUCGCACCGCCUCUCUGCCCGCACUCUCUUCCUGCUCGACUCGCUCUCCCUCGCUGCCGGUGUGCUGCUCUCCUCCCUCGCCUCCCUUCGCUUACAGCGACACAAACGCCUGCAGCACCACUUGA
Molecule: messenger RNA, 2157 nt
Organism: Closterium sp. NIES-65
Lineage: Eukaryota; Viridiplantae; Streptophyta; Zygnematophyceae; Desmidiales; Closteriaceae
Source: the annotation of a GenBank genome assembly